AUGGGAACUCUGAGUUCAGACACUGCCGCCGAUAUCAACACACUGUCUGAAUAUCUAAGCGACGCAGAAAUCCAAGUCCUAUCCUACAUACCCUCCGUGGACUAUGUAGUUCUUUGCGCAUCACAGGUUCUACACGGUGCAGAGGUCAUCUUUAAAGCGCUCCAAGAAAGACCUGCCCUUGCAAAAUGCUUGGUACUUUGUGGUGGCAUCGGUCACUCUACCCACCUUCUCUACAGUGCUAUCGCACAACAUCCUCACUACUCGGUCCUUGCCCAUGAUAUCGACGGUCUUCCAGAGGCACGAAUCCUGGAGAGAAUUCUGGACAGAUUCUUUGAUAGAAUAGCCAUUACAUCACAAGGAUGCCAAAUUCUCAUUGAGGAUCAAUCAACCAAUUGUGGACAAAAUGCUUCUUUCAGCCGUCGUGUACUUGAACAAGCCGGGCUCUCAGCCCCAAAAAGAUUAGUGAUCAGCCAAGACCCGACGAUGAUGUUAAGGACAAAGGCCUCAUUCCAGAAAGUUUACGAUGACAUGCCUUCAUCUGUCUCAUUCUUAAGCUUUCCGGUCUUCGUCCCAAAGGUUCAACUAUCUCAUACCCACGUCCUGGAAUGGAUGCCUUUGGGAGUUUCAUGCGAGCUGUGGAGCCUUCAGCGCUUUAUUGAAUUGAUUCUCGGAGAGAUACCAAGGAUACGAGACGAUGAAAAUGGUUAUGGACCGCGUGGGCGGGGCUUUAUCUCCCAUGUUGACCUUCCGAUGGAAAUUGAGACGGCCUGGUCUCGACUUGUUGUCGCAUUCGAACAUCAAAAACUUAGAUGA
Penicillium brasilianum is the source of this 813-nucleotide messenger RNA. The record is from the annotation of a GenBank genome assembly. NCBI's taxonomy places the organism in Eukaryota, Fungi, Ascomycota, Eurotiomycetes, Eurotiales, Aspergillaceae.